AUGUGGGUAAGAGGUCUAAGGUACCAAAUCAAUUACUUCAAUGGCCAACAAUUUGUAGUUGAUUUGGGUGAUUCAACCUGUUCAUGCAGAAAGUCGGAUCUAACUGGCAUACCAUGUUGUCAUGCCAUUUCAGCCAUAUAUGACAAACAUGAGCAACCUGAAGAUUAUGUGGCUCAUUGGUAUAAGAAGGAGAUAUACUUGGCUAGUUAUAAGCCAAUGAUAUACCCAAUAAAUGGUUCUGAAAUGUGGCCAAAGUCUGUGUUGCCUGGAUUAUUGCCUCCAAAAGUGAAGAAGCAACCUGGUAGGCCAAGAAAGUUGAGAAAAAUGCAAGCAAAUGAGCCUAAGAAUCCUUAUAAGAUGCACAGAGAAAACACAACAACUACAUACAGCUUGUGUAGUAAGCUUGGACACAACAAAAGAGGAUGCAAAGGCCAGCCUAUUGCACCAAAGGUAACAAACAACCAGUCAAGUACCCAAAGAAGUAGUCAAGCACACAGUAGUCAACCAAGAGACCAAGCAACCACUGAAGCCAGUAGUCAAUAA
Camellia sinensis is the source of this 543-nucleotide messenger RNA. The record is from RefSeq and is a predicted model, not a curated record. NCBI's taxonomy places the organism in Eukaryota, Viridiplantae, Streptophyta, Magnoliopsida, Ericales, Theaceae.